Argiope bruennichi is the source of this 2090-nucleotide messenger RNA. Its product is annotated as phosphatidylcholine:ceramide cholinephosphotransferase 1-like. Gene Ontology annotation, biological process: sphingomyelin biosynthetic process; ceramide biosynthetic process. The transcript is spliced from 7 exons. The record is from RefSeq and is a predicted model, not a curated record. Bases 259 to 1353 code for a protein of 364 amino acids. NCBI's taxonomy places the organism in Eukaryota, Metazoa, Arthropoda, Arachnida, Araneae, Araneidae. Gene Ontology annotation, molecular function: sphingomyelin synthase activity; ceramide cholinephosphotransferase activity. Gene Ontology annotation, cellular component: Golgi membrane; endoplasmic reticulum membrane.
CUCCGCGAUCCUCGUUUCUAGAGCAAAUCGACUCGCGAGCGAUUCAUUCGCAAGUGCAGUGAAUUUGUAUUUACUGUGCAUUCAUUCUCUAUAACCGUAAAGGGAUACAGUAUUAUUCUUCUAAUCAUAAUGUUGCAAAAGCCUUUUACCAAUUGAAAUGGCAGUGCCAGCCCCCUCAGCAUUCCUCUUUCUGCUGCUGAGAUACUCUUCACCCCGGUGGUCUGUGAUAGUUCCUGUCUUGAAGAAAUUCGGUUAACCAUGUCUUCCAACGCCAGUGCCGAGGAGCAACCUUUACUCAAGAGUAGCAACAACAACAAUAUCGUGAACGGCAUGGGCAAAGGACUUAGUUGGGAGAGCAAAGAUCAUAGGGACCAUGUGUCUGACUUGCACAUCCAUGUGGACAGCUUGCAUAACGGACUGAGUAGACGAGAAAAGAAUGGAGAGGCACACAGCUCUCCCGAUUGCUCUGUCAAAAUCAACCUACCUCCCCCAGAAAGGGAAGAGCCUCGCUUUCCGCCAGAAAAGUUUAAGACAUUCUUAGGUUUUGUGUUCUUGUCCUGCAACAUGGCUUGGACACUGACAGUGCUUGCCAUUGUUCAUGAGAGGAUGCCAGACCGGGCCACGACACGUCCUCUUCCUGAUAUAUUUUUUGACAUUUUCCCCCCAGUUGACUGGGCUUUAGAUGUAUCUGAAGUGAUCAUUAUAAUCUCUGUGUGGUUAACUGUACUUAUGAUAAUCAUGCACAAACACAGGUUCAUCAUUUUACGAAGAUGUUUUGUAAUAAUUGGCCUCCUAUAUUUCAUGCGCAGUAUUACAAUGUUCGUAACUCAAGUUCCCGUAGCAAGCACAACAUAUUAUUGUUCUCCAAAAGCCAAUACUACAAGCCCCCUCAUUAUUCUAAAGAGAGUCCUAAGUAUGAUGUCAGGGUUUGGAUUAUCUAUAAAUGGAAAACACACUUUUUGUGGAGAUUAUAUAUACAGUGGCCAUACUGUGGUGUUAACUAUGUCUUAUUUAGUAAUUAGAGAAUACAGCCCAAGGAGGUUUUAUUUGCUGCAUUGGUUUGUGUGGCUGGCAAGUUGUAUAGGUAUUUUCAUGGUGCUGCUGUCUCGUGGUCACUACACAGUCGAUGUUGUCCUAGGAUAUUAUGUCACAACUAGAGUAUUUUGGAUUUAUCAUACAAUGGCUAAUAAUGCCGCCCUCAAAGUACCUGGAACUAACAAUUUUCUGUCAAGAAUCUGGUGGUUUUCUAUUUUUAAUUAUUUUGAAAAGAAUGUGGGAGGUGUUGUGCCCAGGCAGUAUGAGUGGCCUCUGCCUUGGCCCCGCAGGUUUUCCCGUCAUACACGGAUAUCCUAGCACAGUUGAAUAUGUGGUUAGCAAGGAUGUCGUGGACGUUCUGCAGCUAGCCACUCUACUCUGACAUCAUAUAGUGGACUCCCUAAUUUCUAUUUUCUUUUAUGUAAAAGAGAUCUGAACUCAUCUGCCAUAUGAGAUGCUGAAUUAAAUGGCUUUAACAAAUAUCGAGCAUUAAAUACUGUCUAUUCAAAAAAAAUGACAAAACAUAAGUGCAAGACAUCUAAACUCUUCAAACUGGCUUGAAGCCUAGUUGAUUGAUUAUGAAAUCAGUUAAUGUAUCAGUGCAUUGCUUCACUGUAAUUCCUCAGACAGGGACUUUUAUGAGGUUUUUGUGCUGAAGUAACUUUCUUUUUAAAAAAAAAUUGGCCACAGAGAAAGCUGCUCAAUUUACUAUUUGUGUUGAUCAUUCCGGUUUUUAAGCAGUUAGAGAAUUAAAUUUCAACUUUCUCUUAGUUUUCGACUUCUGAGUGUUUUUCUUUGUGUGACUGAUUUUUUAAAAUUCUUUUGCAUUCUGUAAAAUUACGUAUCUUUCUAUUUAAUGAUUGAAUUGUGAUGGAUCUGAGUAUUUUUAUCCUUAAAUAUUAGGAUUUUAGCUAUGAAUUUUUCAUCUUCAAAUUACUAUAUAUUUAAGUGUGAUAUUUCUCCUCAAAGUAUCAAGUUAUUUUAAAAACUGAGCAUUAUUAUUUUGCAUCUUAAUUUCAAAAUAAUAAUAAAAUAAGACUUGUAUCGACUCUGGA